AUGGCGCAAGGCCUCCUGGCCUGCUGCAGAAUGGAGGAGUUGGACGUGGGAGGGAACGCCAUCGGAUGCGUGGGGGCGGCGGCCCUGAGCACGAGCAUGGAGGGCAUGGAGGGCCUUCGGGUGUUGAAGUUGGACGGAUGCGACGUGGGCGACGGAGGAUGCAGGAGGCUGGGCGAUAGUCUCUCCUCUCGCUCGGGUCUGGAGGAGCUACACUUGAACAACAACAUGAUAGGGGAGGACGCUGUCUCUCUGCUGCUCCGCCGCGUCCGGGGGCUCGAGAGCCUUCGUAGUGUCUUCCUGUACGGCAACAAGCUCGACCCCAUCCGAACUCGCCGGGUGGCGCAGGAAACCCUCGGGGUAUCUUGCUCAGUUGCGCUGUAG
Molecule: messenger RNA, 381 nt
Organism: Guillardia theta CCMP2712
Lineage: Eukaryota; Cryptophyceae; Pyrenomonadales; Geminigeraceae
Exons: 1
Coding region: 1-381 (126 amino acids)
Biological process (GO): nucleocytoplasmic transport; activation of GTPase activity
Cellular component (GO): nucleus; cytosol; perinuclear region of cytoplasm
Molecular function (GO): GTPase activator activity; small GTPase binding
Source: RefSeq, a predicted model, not a curated record